GUGACAGUUCUUCAUUCGCUGUUGUGACCAAUACAAAAGUAACAUGUUCACAAGUAUUAGAUGGUCUGACUGAUGCUGUUAAUGGAGUAAUUGUUUUGUCUCGUAACAAUAUAUCAUCAACUACUUAUUACUAUGGAACAAUUAGGGUCUAUUAUAAUGGAUGGGGUAACAUUUGUGAUGACUACUAUUAUAAUUCAGCUGAAGCUAAUGUCAUUUGUCAUCAGUUGGGAUACACUGGAGCUUCAAGCUACUCUAGAGCUGGUAGUGUCAGUUAUGGUACAGACUAUCUUUCUAUGAAAUGGGAUGAUGUUAACUGUGCCAGUAGCGGCUAUUUAUCCAUUGCUCAAUGUUCCUACUCUACUAUCAUUGACAGUGGUUGUGUUAACAGUAACAGUUAUGAUGCUACUGUAUACUGCUAUACUACUAGAAUCUGGAACAGUAGUCCAUUCCCUGGUAUGGUACGUCUUCAAGAUGGAACUUAUUCUAAUGAAGGACGUGUUGAAGUUUAUUGUAAUGGACAGUGGGGGACAAUAUGCAAUGAUGGGUUUGACUCUACUGAUGCCAACACUCUCUGCAAGCAACUGGGAUAUGAUGGUUAUAACAGCUUUGAUCACACCUCAAGUAAUACUUACUUAGGAGACAUCUCAUCUUCUUCCAGACAAACUGUUACUCAGUCCACUUGUUCUGGACUUACUUCAGACUCUGUAUCUAAUGGAGCAAUUAUUUUGUCUCGUAACAAUUUACCAUCACCUUCUUAUUAUUAUGGAACAAUUAGAGUGUAUUAUAAUGGAUGGGGUAACAUAUGUGAUGACUACUUCUAUGGUUAUACUGAAGCUAAUGUCAUUUGUCAUCAGUUGGGAUACACUGGAGCUUCAAGCUACUCUAGAGCUGGACAAACAAGCUAUGGUACAGACCAUCUUUCUAUGAAAUGGGAUGAUGUUAACUGUGCCAGUAGCAGCUAUUUAUCUAUUGCUCAAUGUACCUACUCUACUGUCAUUGACAGUGGUUGUGUUAACAGUAACAGUUAUGAUGCUACUGUAUACUGCUAUACAACUAGGAUCUGGAAUAGUAAUCCGUAUGAUGGUAUG
Messenger RNA from Amphimedon queenslandica, 1088 nucleotides. RefSeq names its product neurotrypsin-like. The transcript is spliced from 8 exons. Gene Ontology annotation, cellular component: membrane. The annotation marks the transcript as partial. Lineage: Eukaryota; Metazoa; Porifera; Demospongiae; Haplosclerida; Niphatidae. The record is from RefSeq and is a predicted model, not a curated record.